AUGGCGCCCUCGGAGAGUCUGUUCCGCAGUCAGCACAUGACGCUGACGCAGCUCUACGUCCCCAAUGAGGUCGCCCGCUCCGUCGUAUCUGGUCUGGGCGAGCUGGGCCAGAUGCAGUUCCGCGAUUUGAACCCGGACACCACGGCCUUCCAGCGCACCUUCACCCAGGAGAUUCGCCGCCUAGACAAUGUCGAACGCCAGCUUAACUACUUCCGGGCGCAGAUCGAAAAGGGUGGCAUCGAAAUGCGAUCCAUCUACGAGUUCAGCAACACUAUGGCCGCUCCAUCGGCGUCCGAGAUUGAUGAGCUGGCAGACCGGAGUCAAAGCCUGGAGCAGCGUAUCCAGAGCCUCAACGAGAGCUACGAGACUUUAAAGAAGCGUGAGACGGAGUUGACGGAAUGGCGCUGGGUACUGCGUGAGGCGGGCGGGUUCUUCGACCGCGCCCGCGGUCAGACGGAGGACAUUCGCCAGUCGGUUGAUUCGAGCGAUGACGCCCCUCUGCUGCGUGAUGUGGAGGGCGGCAACAGCAACAACAACAAUGAUGGUGCUCAACAGAGCUUCAGCGUGAUGAACAUCGGCUUCGUGGCCGGUGUCAUUCCCCGCGAACGCAUGGCCGCUUUUGAGCGCAUCCUGUGGCGUACGCUUCGCGGCAAUCUCUACAUGAACCAGUCAGAGAUUCCAGACCCCAUCAUCGAUGCCGAAAAGGGCGAAGAAACUCACAAGAAUGUGUUUGUUAUCUUCGCGCACGGCAAGGAGAUCAUCGCAAAGAUCAGGAAAAUCUCAGAGAGCCUGGGUGCGGACAUCUACAACGUAGACGAGAACAGCGAGCUGCGUCGGGACCAGAUCCAUGAGGUCAACAGCCGUCUACAGGAUCUCGGCAACGUGCUCGGAAAUACGAAGCGCACUCUCGAUGCUGAACUCACUCAGAUCGGCCGCUCUCUAGCCGCAUGGAUGAUCGUGAUCAAGAAAGAGAAGAGCGUUUACCAAACACUCAAUCGCUUCUCCUACGACCCAGCUCGCAAGACGCUCGUUGCUGAGGCUUGGUGUCCCACCAGCUCCCUUGGGCUCAUCAAGUCGACCCUCCAAGACGUCAACGAUAGAGCCGGCCUCUCCGUCCCAACCAUUGUAAACCAGAUCAAGACUUCCAAGACACCUCCAACCUACAACAAAACUAACAAGUUCACGCUCGGCUUCCAAACCAUCAUCGAUGCAUAUGGUACCGCCAAGUACACCGAAGUCAACCCUGGACUCCCUACCAUCGUUACCUUUCCUUUCUUGUUCGCCGUCAUGUUUGGUGACUUUGGCCACGGCAUAAUCAUGACAUGUGCCGCCGCCGCUAUGAUCUACUUCGAAAAGCCACUACAGCGUGGCAAGCAGGACGAAUUGUUCGGCAUGGCAUUUUACGGACGAUACAUCAUGCUCAUGAUGGGAAUCUUCUCCAUGUACACUGGCCUCAUCUAUUGCGACGUCUUCUCCAAGGAGAUCCCACUUGCUAGCAGUAUGUGGGAAUGGGACUUCCCGGAAAACUAUACCAAAGGCACGGUCAAGGCCACCCGCGUUGAAGGCUACACCUACCCAUUCGGGUUGGAUUGGAGAUGGCACGACACGGACAACGAUCUGCUGUUCAGCAACAGUUACAAGAUGAAACUUUCCAUCAUCAUGGGCUGGGCACACAUGACCUAUUCGCUCUGCCUAUCAUACAUCAACGCACGCCACUUCAAGUCCAACAUUGACAUCUGGGGUAAUUUCAUCCCCGGCAUGAUUUUCUUCCAGGGAAUCUUCGGCUAUCUUGUCUUUACAAUCAUCUUCAAGUGGUGUGUUGACUGGUACGCUAUCAACGAACAACCCCCCAACCUUUUGAACAUGCUCAUCUACAUGUUCCUCUCCCCGGRAACUGUCGGCGAUGGCGAGAAGCUAUAUAAUGGACAAGCGGGAGUACAGGUUGUGUUGCUGCUCGCCGCAGUUUCGAUGGUCCCUAUCAUGCUGUUCUUGAAGCCCUUUUACCUUCGUUAUGAACACAACAAGGCUCGUGCUCAGGGAUAUCGUGGCAUUGGCGAGACGACUACUGUCACCGCUCUUGACGAUGAUGACGAUGAGGACAACCACGCCAAUGGCAAUGGUGUUGCGGGUCGUCCAAGCUUCGCCGACAGCGAGAUGGAUGGCGCCGUAAUUACGCAGGACAUCGGUGGUGGCGAUGAUCACGAGGAGUUCGAAUUCAGCGAAGUCAUGAUCCACCAGGUCAUCCACACCAUUGAAUUCUGUCUCAACUGUGUCUCCCACACUGCAUCUUACCUCCGUCUCUGGGCUUUGUCGCUUGCUCACCAGCAGCUUUCGAUUGUGCUCUGGAAAAUGACUCUAGCCAACGCCUUUGCGAUGGAGGGCGCCGUUGGUGUCAUCGUCAUCUUCAUUGCAUUUGGUCUCUGGUUCGCUCUCACAAUCGCCGUCCUUGUUGUCAUGGAGGGCACCAGUGCCAUGUUGCAUUCGCUGCGUUUGCACUGGGUCGAAGCGAUGAGUAAGCAUUUUGUUGGCGAGGGAGUCGCAUUUGAGCCUUUUAGCUUUGAAGCGAUGUUGGAAGAAGACAUGACGGAGCUGAAAUGA
Ramularia collo-cygni is the source of this 2598-nucleotide messenger RNA. RefSeq names its product probable vacuolar H+-ATPase V0 sector, subunit a. Gene Ontology annotation, biological process: proton transmembrane transport; vacuolar acidification. The transcript is spliced from 3 exons. Bases 1 to 2598 code for a protein of 865 amino acids. NCBI's taxonomy places the organism in Eukaryota, Fungi, Ascomycota, Dothideomycetes, Mycosphaerellales, Mycosphaerellaceae. Gene Ontology annotation, cellular component: fungal-type vacuole membrane; vacuolar proton-transporting V-type ATPase, V0 domain; vacuolar proton-transporting V-type ATPase complex. The record is from RefSeq and is a predicted model, not a curated record. Gene Ontology annotation, molecular function: proton-transporting ATPase activity, rotational mechanism; ATPase binding.